This is a messenger RNA of Penicillium paradoxum, 2100 nucleotides long. RefSeq names its product ELMO/CED-12 family protein. Gene Ontology annotation, cellular component: plasma membrane. Bases 1 to 2100 code for a protein of 699 amino acids. NCBI's taxonomy places the organism in Eukaryota, Fungi, Ascomycota, Eurotiomycetes, Eurotiales, Aspergillaceae. The transcript is spliced from 3 exons. Gene Ontology annotation, biological process: cell motility; actin filament organization. The record is from RefSeq and is a predicted model, not a curated record.
AUGGAAACCGUCAAUGUCGCCGAAUUGGUGGAGCGCCUGCGCAGCGAUGAAGAUGCAGUGCGCAAAAUGGCCGUCUUCAAGCUCCAGGGCAACAUCGGAGACCCAUCUUUUGCGGACAUAUUCAUCGCCGAGGGAGGCUUGAUCCGAUUGCGCUACCUUGCCCUUCAUGCAAGCGGUAACACCCUAGCAUACAGUCUCACCAGCUUCUCGAGGCUACUUGACGUCGACAAGGGGUGGGAGUGUGUUGAUCAGGAGUUGGUAGAACGGAUCGUUGAGCUGAUCGUCACCCAUCCACUGGUCAACAUCCUCCGCGGCGCUAUGUCCAUUCUUGUCUCCAUUGUUUCCCACCCGUACAUCGGGAACCGCUCGUCGCAGACAGACCACUUUGGUUUCCGCGCUCUCAAACCUGCGAUCGCCAUAUAUCCCCAGUUUUUAGAGAUGCUUGUCAGUCGAUUAUCCUCUGCAGAUCACGCGCUUUGUGCCAAUGCGCUCCAAUUGAUCAACUCGCUCAUGCGCGACUCAAUCACUCACGAUUCCGAGGCAGAGUGGCCCAAGUUUAUACAGAAACUGCAGGAUCUGGGAGUUAUUAGAGCAGUCUAUGUCCUCAUGCAGGAUUCAGCUCUCCAGGACCUGGCACAUCCGCUGCUUGAAUUUCAGUCUCUCACCAAGGUUCUGCUCCGGAAGUGGCGAGAUAUCCCAGUCAACCAGGAGAAACCCGAGCAUCGCCGUGCGCUGAAGGCGAUUCACUUGGCUAGCAACCUAGAGAAAAGCUCCGAUACGGCUGUUGAAAAUGGCGAUGACACACGGCGCUCCAAACGACACCAUCCAGAAAAGUGGAGACGACUUGGGUUUGAGACGGAAAGUCCGGCAGUGGAAUUCAGUGAGGUCGGUUUCCUAGGUAUGAUGGAUCUCGCGGACUAUGUCCGUAGUCACGGGGACGAGUUCCAAAAUAUGCUCCUGGAACACUCUACGAAGCCAUCCGGACAACGAUGUCCGAUUGCUCGGGCCUCAUUGGCCGUAACAUCUAUUUUAUACGAACAUUUCGAGGUGGAAAAGUCCGAAAUGGAUGACAACAAAACGUAUCUCAUGUCAGAGUCACGCUCAGGGUUUGAUAAAUUGUUUCAGCCAUUGCUAUUACACUGGACGCGCCUGCAUGUUGCCGGCCUACAGGCCUUCUUCCGGCUGUGGAAGGCGACUGCCGCCGAGGAAGAGGACCUAGACAAGAUUAUUGAACUCGUGCGUAUCCUCGUUGAGUCUGUGGUUGGCGGAGCUGCCCGCAUCAAAGACGUCCAGGAUGUCGAAGAGGAACUGGCCGAUUUUGAAUACAACCGAUUGCGCGGACUGCAAAUGGAACUCCUUGAACUCACGUACGAAGAUGCAUGGGGUCAGCACCUGCGACAGGUCCGCGAAGAACUUCAACAUGAAGCUCUCCAGUUUGUCAAGGAGCAACGAAUCCGAUCAUUGCUACAAGGUAGUUGGUUUGCUUUGGAGCCUCACUCGAAGCCCGAGUCAGGGCCAGUGCAGAAAUCUACUGCGACGUAUCAAUAUGCCCAACUCUCUCAUAAUCGACGAUACUUGCACUUCGGUAAAUUUGAUUUGAUGGGCGACCGGGCUCCAGAGUUGGACAGCUUGCCAGAAAAAAUUGAUCUCUCCACCGUAUCAUCUGUAGUCUCCAACGUUUCCACAAGCCCAGACCAUUCCUCCUCUGCGACAGUGAAGACAGGCCCCCGCCAACCUGCAACCAAAAUCACCAUCCAUGGCCACGCACGUCCGUCCACAGCUACCGCACAUGGAAAGAGUCACAACCACACUCGAUCCGGCAGCAGAACAACUCAGAAAGAGGUAGUUCUGCUCACAUUGCGGCCGUCCUCGCACAGCGUUGCAUCUGAAUGGUUGGACGGCCUGCUGAUGCUCCUCAACCAGCAGCCCAUCACCGCUGAGACAACUAAACUGAUUGACUUGGUCAGCAACUACGGGCUGAAAAUUCGCCUGCUCAAUGUGAGGUUUGACGAUCAUACCUUCGCAGGCGAGGCUCCCCAAGUUCCAUCGAGAGAUGGCUUGGAUGAAGACUAUUACUAUGAUGUAUUUGGAGGCGCAUAA